Messenger RNA from Verruconis gallopava, 531 nucleotides. RefSeq lists its product as uncharacterized. The transcript has 2 exons. NCBI's taxonomy places the organism in Eukaryota, Fungi, Ascomycota, Dothideomycetes, Venturiales, Sympoventuriaceae. The record is from RefSeq and is a predicted model, not a curated record. The coding region runs from base 1 to 531 and encodes 176 amino acids.
AUGCAAGCCGGAAUCGAUAAUAUAGCAAGCUUAGUCCGCAACCUGGAUAUUACUGAUAACGCACCUCAGGAUCAGGAUCAGGGACAGAAUCUCCGGAACGCUGUACAUGUGCUUAUUCGGUCUGCCAACACUGUUACCUCACAAGCACAAUCUGUCAAAUCUCUUGCUGGUGACGCGAAUUCCUCACGUAAGCUGCCUAUCACGGAUGUAUGCUCGCUCUGUGAAGGAAUAAAGAAGCUUGCGAACAUUACUAUCGAUCUUCAAGGCACUAUUGAUGCGCUCAAUGAAGCAGCGGAACACUCUGUUGUCCUACACCUAAGCGAUCAGGACGUGUUGUGGAAGGUGGCUGAGGAGUGCUUCAAUCAGACCGUUAACCCCUGUGGAACUCUCGAUGCUGAGGACUACUUUGCUCCCCUUAAAGAAGCCUGUCUGGAAUGGCCUUACGACCCCGACUUUGAGAGCGAAGAAUAUUAUGAGCAUGAGAAUCGCCUUGAUGUGGAUGAAGAUUACACUGCAGCUUUCCAGCAAUGA